Messenger RNA from Dromiciops gliroides (monito del monte), 2068 nucleotides. RefSeq names its product retinoid isomerohydrolase RPE65 (gene RPE65). Gene Ontology annotation, molecular function: beta-carotene 15,15'-dioxygenase activity; all-trans-retinyl-ester hydrolase, 11-cis retinol forming activity; retinol isomerase activity. Lineage: Eukaryota; Metazoa; Chordata; Mammalia; Microbiotheria; Microbiotheriidae. Bases 166 to 1767 code for a protein of 533 amino acids. Gene Ontology annotation, biological process: zeaxanthin biosynthetic process; retinal metabolic process. The transcript has 14 exons. The record is from RefSeq and is a predicted model, not a curated record.
GAGUGAAAGCAGCCUCUGUUCACCUUCCCCCUAUGACUGGCUGAGGAGUUUUCUCAAAAGCUCUCUUUUCAGAAGGACUUAAUAGCCAUAUAAAUACUGCAGCCGGAGCCCUGGCGUCUCCACAGCCCCUGCUGCCACCCCACUCUGCCACCCUGUCUGGAGAACAUGUCCAGCCGAGUCGAGCACCCAGCUGGAGGCUACAGGAAGCUUUUUGAAACCGUGGAAGAGCUGUCUUCACCACUGCCCGCUCAUGUCCGAGGCAGAAUUCCGCCAUGGCUCACUGGCAGCCUCCUUCGAUGUGGGCCUGGUCUGUUUGAAGUUGGAAGUGAACCGUUUUACCAUCUAUUUGAUGGGCAAGCCCUUCUCCAUAAGUUUGACUUUAAGGAAGGCCGGGUCACGUAUCAUAGAAGGUUCAUCCGCACGGAUGCCUAUGUAAGGGCCAUGACUGAGAAGAGGAUCGUCCUGACGGAAUUCGGCACCUGCGCCUUCCCUGAUCCGUGCAAAAACAUCUUCUCCAGGUUUUUUUCUUACUUCCGAGGAGUGGAGGUCACCGACAAUGCCCUCGUCAAUAUCUACCCAGUGGGGGAAGAUUACUACGCCUGCACCGAGACCAAUUUCAUAACCAAGAUAAACCCGGAGACUCUGGAGACGAUUAAGCAGGUCGAUCUCUGCAACUAUGUCUCCGUCAAUGGUGCAUCAGCUCACCCCCACAUCGAAAAUGAUGGAACUGUUUAUAACAUUGGCAACUGCUUUGGGAAGAACUUUUCUAUUGCUUAUAACAUUGUCAGGAUUCCUCCCUUACAAGCAGACAAAGAAGACCCAAUAACCAAGUCGGAGGUGGUCGUCCAGUUUCCUUGCAGUGAUCGGCUGAAACCAUCUUAUGUCCACAGUUUUGGGCUGACUCCAAAUUACAUCGUGUUCGUGGAAACACCCGUCAAAAUUAACCUGCUCAAAUUCCUUUCUUCCUGGACUCUCUGGGGAGCCAACUACAUGGACUGCUUUGAGUCCAAUGAAACCAUGGGGGUGUGGCUUCAUGUGGCUGAUAAAAAACAAGGCAUGUACCUCAAUCACAAAUACAGAACGUCCUCUUUUAACCUCUUCCAUCACAUUAACACCUAUGAAGAGGGUAACUUUCUCAUUGUGGACCUUUGCUGCUGGAAAGGGUUUGAGUUCGUUUACAAUUAUUUGUAUUUAGCCAAUUUACGGGAGAACUGGGAGGAGGUCAAAAGAAACGCCACCAAGGCUCCCCAACCUGAAGUUCGGAGAUACGUCCUUCCCUUGACUAUCAACAAGGCUGACACAGGCAAGAAUUUGGUCAGUCUGCCCAACACCACAGCUGCCGCCAUUCUCUGUAGUGAUGAGACCGUCUGGCUGGAGCCAGAGGUCCUCUUCUCUGGGCCCCGCCAAGCUUUCGAGUUUCCCCAGAUCAAUUACCAAAAGUAUGGUGGGAAGCCCUACAUGUACGCAUAUGGCCUGGGCCUGAACCAUUUUGUUCCCGACAGGCUCUGUAAACUGAAUGUCAAAACUAAAGAAACGUGGCUGUGGCAAGAACCGGACUCCUACCCAUCAGAGCCCAUCUUUGUGUCCCACCCAGAUGCCCAGGAAGAGGAUGACGGAGUGGUUCUGAGCGUGGUGGUGAGCCCCGGGGUGGGGCAGAAGCCCGCUUACCUCCUGGUCCUCAAUGCCAAGGACAUGACUGAGAUGGCCCGGGCUGAAGUGGAAAUCAACAUCCCUGUCACCUUCCAUGGGCUGUUCAAAAAAUCCUGACCCUGGGUCAUUCUUCAGCACCAUCGAGACCCCCAGCAGCCCACCCUAGUCAUCCCCAUGGGCCGGGCCAUCCUUCCUUCUGUUCCUCUAGUCCUGCCCUGCUGAGCUGAGGGCACCUGACCCCGUCUUCACCACAAGCUCCUAGAGUGGCCCAAAUCUUCCCAGACAAUGCCUGAGGUCUCAUCCAGCAUUGGGCACUUUACUACCCUCAAAAAGAUCACCUUUGGGGUCCCUGAGAAGACCCCCUUGGACAGACUAUGGGGUACACUUAGAUGGUGUGAGUGUGGAUAUCAUUAAAACA